UCACCAAUACUAUCGGCUCUUCGUGCGACAUGGCUUCCUUCAACCUCCUUUCACUACUCCUAUUGAGCAUCAUCAGCCUUGCUAUUGCGGCUCCUGUCGUCUCGACUGACUACGAUGUCAUCGUGAUCGGUGGUGGUCCUGCCGGUCUCAGUGCUACAAGUGGUCUAUCUCGAGUCAAGCGGAAGACCUUGAUGCUAGACUCGGGUGUCUACCGCAAUGAUCCUACAAGACAUAUGCACGAUGUCAUAGGGAAUGAUGGUACGGUUCCGUCUGUGUUUAGAGAGCUUGCCCGGGAGCAAAUCUCGAGAUACAACGAGACCACUACUAUGAAAAAUGCAACCGUCACAUCUGUCUUCUCAGUCAAUAACGGAUCUUACUACAGAGCAAUUGUCUCAGAUGGCGAGGAAUACACUGCUCGACGAAUUGUGCUCGGUACUGGAAUGAAAGACAUACUUCCCAUCACUCCAGGUGUGGCAGAGGGAUGGGGUAAGGGCAUUUAUUGGUGUCCCUGGUGCGAUGGCUACGAGCACCGUGGCCAAUCAUUCGGUAUCUUGGGCAGUCUCAGUGAUGUAAUGGGUAGUGUGAUCGAAGUAUGGACUCUCAACCAGGAUAUCGUUGCUUUCGUCAAUGGUACAAACACACCAGAACAACAAGGCGCGCUAGCAGCCAAGUAUCCCCAUUGGGAAGCACAACUCAAAGCUUAUAACGUCACCCUCAACAACGAAACCAUUCUAUCCAUCGACCGUCUUCAAGACGGCAGUACAAAUAACGACACCGCCCAGGAUCUAGAAUUUGAUCUCUUUCGUGUCAAUCUUGCCGACGGGUCUGUCAUUGAACGGGGUGCUUUUAUCACGAAUUUCCCAGAUGAUCAGUAUUCCACUCUGCCGAGAGCGCUCAACCUGACAAUGGACGGUACAAAGAUCAAGGUCGGAACGAAUAUGAAGACUAGCGACAACGGCAUUUAUGCAAUUGGAGACGCCAAUAGCGAUGGAGCCACUAAUGUGCCACAUGCUAUGUUUAGUGGGAAGCGUGCUGCGGUCUACAUUCAUGUCGAGCUGAGCCGUCUGGAAUCACUUUCAGCUGUUGGAAAAAGAGGAUUGUCCAAGAAGGGCCUUGAAGAGGAGGCCAAUGAGUUGAUUGGCGAUCACUUGGAGGCGAUGUUGAAGAGGGCUCAAGAACUGUCUACUACUUGACUGGGAUGACAGCAUUCGGACCAUCUCCUUAGUAAUUUACACGACGGCCAUGCCCCAAAAAAAAAAACUUUAUUACUCUACUAAUAAUCACUACUACAUACUAUUUCCCAUUGCG
Molecule: messenger RNA, 1308 nt
Organism: Talaromyces stipitatus ATCC 10500
Lineage: Eukaryota; Fungi; Ascomycota; Eurotiomycetes; Eurotiales; Trichocomaceae
Product: thioredoxin reductase, putative
Exons: 3
Coding region: 30-1193 (387 amino acids)
Molecular function (GO): oxidoreductase activity
Source: RefSeq, a predicted model, not a curated record